Molecule: messenger RNA, 1014 nt
Organism: Apodemus sylvaticus (European woodmouse)
Lineage: Eukaryota; Metazoa; Chordata; Mammalia; Rodentia; Muridae
Gene: Xpa
Product: XPA, DNA damage recognition and repair factor
Exons: 6
Coding region: 150-968 (272 amino acids)
Biological process (GO): base-excision repair; UV-damage excision repair; nucleotide-excision repair involved in interstrand cross-link repair
Cellular component (GO): nucleotide-excision repair factor 1 complex
Molecular function (GO): damaged DNA binding
Source: RefSeq, a predicted model, not a curated record
GCACAGCCUCGCCCAUCAUGGUCCUUUCCGCCAAUACUCCUGGACUGCACAUGCGUAGUUCUUCUCUCUGCUUGAUGGUGGAGUAGUGCCAGGUACUCGUCGCUCCGCUGGUCGUGAUACGCGUGCCCUUCGUACGGAGUGUGUUGACAAUGGCGACGGCGGAGGAGAAGCGGAUGUCAUCUGAGCCCACAGCCGCGGAGGAACCCGCGGAGCUGCCGGCCGCCGUACGUGCGAGCGUGGAGCGGAAGCGGCAGCGGGCGCUGAUGCUGCGCCAGGCUCGGCUGGCUGCGCGGCCGUACCCCGCGGCGGCGGUCACCGGAGGUGUGGCCAGUGUAAAAGCAGCUCCCAAAACGAUUGACACCAAAGGUGGCUUCAUUUUAGAAGAGGAAGAAGAGAAACACGAGAUUGGGAAUGUUGUUCAUGAGCCAGGGCCCAUCAUGGAGUUCGACUAUACCAUCUGUGAAGAGUGUGGGAAAGAGUUCAUGGACUCGUACCUUAUGAACCACUUUGACUUGCCAACAUGUGAUAUAUGCAGAGAUGCUGAUGAUAAACACAAGCUUAUAACCAAGACAGAAGCCAAGCAAGAGUACCUUCUGAAGGACUGCGAUCUGGAGAAGAGAGAGCCGGCGCUCAGGUUCAUUGUAAAGAAGAACCCUCGCCAUUCGCAGUGGGGCGAUAUGAAGCUCUACCUAAAGCUACAGGUCAUAAAGCGGGCUCUUGAAGUUUGGGGUAGCCAAGAAGCUCUGGAAGACGCAAAGGAAGUGAGGCAGGAAAACCGAGAAAAAAUGAAGCAGAAGAAGUUUGAUAAAAAAGUGAAAGAAUUGCGGCGAGCAGUAAGAAGCAGUGUAUGGAAAAGAGAAACAGCCGCUCACCAACAUGAAUAUGGACCGGAGGAAAACUUAGAAGAUGACAUGUACCGCAAGACUUGUACCCUGUGUGGCCAUGAACUGACAUAUGAAAAAAUGUGACUUUUAAAACCAAUUUAUACUCAAAUAAAGACCCUGUUCAAAAGUU